Molecule: messenger RNA, 2425 nt
Organism: Nomia melanderi (Alkali bee)
Lineage: Eukaryota; Metazoa; Arthropoda; Insecta; Hymenoptera; Halictidae
Source: RefSeq, a predicted model, not a curated record
ACUUGCUCGAAUGUUACGGAUUAAUGAUAAAGUAUGUUGUAUUUAGAAUACUUAAUGUAUUUAUUGUAACAUUCGUGUUAAUCGCAUGCUAGUCUAAAUACUUACAACAGCAGAAAUUUACGCAACCCAUUCCGAUAACAUUGUUUAAGCUUUGCUGUACAGCGGCAUUUUACAACGAUACACAAUUUUCCGAUAUACAGGGUGUUCUUAAAGUGACUAAACUUUACCAGCGUAUCCUAUUAACCGUAUUGACGAAAAGCUAUAUUAGGGAGAACCGUUGUCUGCAUCUCUAAAUUGAGGAGGGGUGUCCCUACCCUUUUAGUAUGCACAGUGGUGCUCAAUAGAACUUAGUUAACCGUAUGUGAAAUAACUAUGUAAGUAGAAUCCAGUUGUAAUUACAAAUUAAAAAAGAUACUCACAGGACUAAAAAAUUGAUAUUAUUAUAUUAGAUAAUAAUGUCAACGGGUAGGAUUUUUGUUCCACGCAAAGUGCAUUUUAUAUCGAAUACACACAGAAAUAUAAAAUAUUUAUAGAAAUAAAGUUAGAUGACCAAUACAAACCAAAUAUAAAUUAUUAUUAUUAUAUUUAAGUCCUUUUAUCGUUUCUUAGUAUUCAGGUAAGAUUGUUUACAUUUUGUUAUCAUAUCUGAAACAUAUGAAGCAAUCUAUAUGUGAAAUGUCUGACGCAUAGAAAACGGAGGUGGGUUAAUUUUCAUUUUUUAAUCACAUUUUUUUUCCAAGACUAAUGAUAUCGAUAAUCGACAACCUAUCUUGGUCGUCGAACGGUUAAUAGAAUGGCCGAAGUAAAGUGCAGGCAUACGUUUUAGAAACAACCUGUAUUAAAUCGAGUGCAACGUGAAGACCGGGCUGUACGUACGGCACUGGACCUGUUAUCCCCUCCACGCGGUAUUAAGAAGUACGUUCGCCAUAUCAUUGAGCUCUGUGCUUCAUAAUAUUAACCGGUGUACUGAGAAUAACGAGUAAUCUGUAUCGCGAAAACACACAGUUGCAAAUGCAGUAUCUUUUGAAACAUGCUGUAACUGACUUUACGAAGAUAAUUAAAAAAUUAAGCUGAGAAAAGCGGAAUAUAUAGAAAGUAUUAGUGAGCACAUUGUUGAGUAAUAAUUGGUGGAGUAUGGAUAUUAAUUUGUGCGAGAAGAAUAAAAUGGGAGUGCAAACAGGGAUUGAUUCCAAAGGAACUUCAUAUGAUAAUAAUGAGAAAAUGCAGGUAUCCGAUUGUCAAUAUAUAGUCAAUGAUGAAUUGAUAUACUCACAAGCGAAGCAAGAAAUGGUGCGUACUUCUCCCAAACCAAAGAGGACAGUGACAAAAAUUAAAGUGAAGAAAUCUAAACUAGAAGGAGAGUCAAGUUACGAUUCCACAAAGCUAGAGGACAGUUCUAUACAAGUUUUAGAACGAUUUAAGAGAGGAUGCGAAUGUCAAGAUGACCAAUGCUUCAAAGGAUUAAAUCCUGAGACAGUGUACAGGCAUAGGCUAAAUAUUGCAGAGUUAACUAAGGCUGAACACGAUAUGUAUUUAAUGGGCGUUACGAUGGCAUGCUUAACAAAUCCAUACGAGACAGCAAGACAUACAGAACGUCGUAGAUUGCGUGCGCAAUACGUGUAUCAAGGUCGCAGAGUUUGUUUAGAUGCUUUUUUAUAUUUAGAAAAUUGUACACAUUAUCAAAUAAAAAGAAUUAGGAAACACUUAAUGACUCAUGGCGUCACACCACGAGUUCACGGCAAUCAUGGGAAGAUUCCGCACAAUACAUUUUCCUUAGACAUUUAUAAAAUAGCUACAGAGUUCUUAAAAAGUUUUAUUGAACUACAAGAAGCGAAACAAAAAACUAAAGUUGCAAAAAAUGCACCAUUACAUUUACCACCUGAUAUUACACGUAAAGUAGUGUAUGAUUUAUACAUACAGUAUUGUAGAAAAGUAUCGCCUAACAUAAAAAUAAUGGGAUAUUCUACCUUUAGUAGAUUUAUGAAAGUUCAAUUUCCGCAAGUGAAAUUUGCGAAGCUAGAAUUUGUAGUUAGAAAUCAAAGUAUUCAAAGUCAAGGUGGUAAUAAAAUAGAUUUGGAGACAGACAUAACUAAUGAAGAACCUAAGUCAACGGAUUUAAUAACAGAGGAUGGUGCCUUAUUACCUUUAUUAAUUGCUAGUGAGGCAGGUCAAAGUGAUACUUAUUUCUUGACACCAGUCAGCAAAUUACAUGACGGUAUGAGUUAUCAAAUAACUACAACUGGGCUUCUUGCCAAUAAACCAGCAUUGCCUAUUACUUUAACUAAAGUAAAUGCUAUUUAAGGAACAGAGAUCUUUAUAUUUAAUAUUUGAAUAUAUUUAAAAAAAUAAUAUAUGUAAAAAUAUAUUUAUAUAUAUAUAUAUACACACACACAAUAAAUAUUUACGCGAUAUUUUAAACAUUGCU